Molecule: messenger RNA, 1082 nt
Organism: Grus americana (Whooping crane)
Lineage: Eukaryota; Metazoa; Chordata; Aves; Gruiformes; Gruidae
Product: lens fiber membrane intrinsic protein-like
Exons: 5
Coding region: 386-898 (170 amino acids)
Cellular component (GO): plasma membrane
Source: RefSeq, a predicted model, not a curated record
UCCCCCGUGUCCCCCCCCACCCGAGUGGCUGCGGGGUCCCCAGCCCUGCCCAGGACUGACCCUGCCUGCGGUGACGGCACCCGCUGUCCCCGGGGUGCUGGCGCCCUGGGAGGGGGCACAGGGUGGGACCCCAGCUGCAUCCCCUGCCCCCCCGCAGUGCCACCCGGGGGGGGGGGACACACCGGCGGGGACGAGCUUCUGCCGCGUCAGCACCCGGGUGGCAGCAGCACCCAGAGCCUUCCCCGCAUUGUGUCCCCGACAAUGGCGGUGCCACGUGCGCCCGCGGCCUCGACCCCCCCCCGGGGCCCCCGUCCCCAUCCCGGGGGGACAGAGGGACAGAGGGACAGGCGGCCACGAGGCUCCCGGCCGGCGGGUGCUGAAGGGGAUGCCGGCGGGCGGGGGGCUGCUGUGCGGGGCCAGCGGCCUGGCCCUGCUCCUGGCCGCCACCGCCACCCGCUUCUGGCUGCAGCACCGGGCGCCCGCUGGCACCGCCAGCCUCGGGCUGUGGCACGCCUGCCUCGGGGGGCACUGCCGCCCCCACCCCGGCACCCCGGCCUUAUGGGAGGCCACGCGGGUGCUGAUGCUGCUCUCGGUGCUCACCGCGGCUGCCGGCCUUGCCUUGGGGCUCUCUGUCAUGGCCAGCGCUGCCCGGCGGGCACGUGCCCGCGUGGCCGGCGUCACCCUGCUCCUGGCUGGUCUGCUGGCGCUGCUGGGGCUGGCGGUGUACACGGCCGGCACGCUGAGCCUCCUGGGGCCGGCCCGCACCGCCUGGCGCUUCUCCUGGUCCUACAUCCUGGGCUGGGUCGCCGUCGUCCUCACCGGCUCGGCAGGGAUUUUCCAUCUCUGUGCCGCCGCCAAGGACCCAUCUCCGGAGAGCUCCGAAGUGGCGGGUGCCUGAGAGGCCCCCGGGGACCCCCGCUCCCGCCCUCGCCCCCACCCUCCUCCCCACAGGAGUCGGGUGGGGGCACCCUGAGGCUGUGUGUCACUGCUGUGCUGAGUUCUGCCCGGUCUCUGCAGGGCUGCUCUCCCGCCCCCUCACCCCCACCCCUGUUUUGCCCCCCCCAACUCUUGCUGUGCCAAUA